Rhizopus microsporus ATCC 52813 is the source of this 853-nucleotide messenger RNA. RefSeq lists its product as uncharacterized. The transcript has a single exon. The record is from RefSeq and is a predicted model, not a curated record. Bases 1 to 636 code for a protein of 211 amino acids. NCBI's taxonomy places the organism in Eukaryota, Fungi, Mucoromycota, Mucoromycetes, Mucorales, Rhizopodaceae.
AUGGGCUACUUGGCGCGACAAUGUCCUCGUUGUAAUGGAUCUCCGUCUGGGGAAACCAGUAACAAACGUCUCUAUCAGACGCCUAUUCAAGUUCCCCUUACGUCCGUUGUUAUUCCUGCCGAGCCCUCCAUUUACCUACCACCGGAGCCUGAUCUUAUCAAUGUCAUCUCUUUGGAAACCUCUCCCGGAGUCAUAACUGAAGAGAUCACACGCUCUUUGGCUACGUCUUCCACACCUGUAGUUGAAGAGACCUCAUUUUCUUUGGCUUCUUCUCCUUCACGUAUACGAACGUCGGCAGUCUCUAAGUAUGCAACGGCACCAUACACUAGUACUCGUUCCCACUCGACUGUCUCUUCCCAUCCGCGAGAAUCCACGACUAAGACGUCCUCACCUCGCGCUACUUGCUCCAGCUGUAGUGCUGAGGGACAUCAACGUAAGACUUCCAAACAAUACCCACACUAUACUGCUCCAUCCAAAAAAGGAACCACUUCGUCCGUUCCUGCUAGCCCUGCAGUAAGCGCGAUUAAUGAACCUUCUGAGGAUAUUGAUAUGGAUGGAUCUACUGAUGAGUCCCAUGAAUUGUUGCUUGCUUCACCUAACAUUUUCAUGGGUGAUGUCGUGUUUGACCACGUCUAAUACUAACCUUUACUCGUGAGAUUACAUUUGACUGAAUUACAUGUACCUUGAUUAGCACCCCGACUUUUUCAGACAACUGUUUGAGUUGAAGUUACUUUUAUGUUUGUUUUUAUGUUUGAACAGCACUUUUUAUUUAAUUGAUUAAAAAUAUGAAUUAUGACAAAUGAUUAUAUUUCUUACGUGUUUUGUUCCUUGCUAAUGUUUUUAUAGUUUACAU